This is a messenger RNA of Colletotrichum truncatum, 843 nucleotides long. RefSeq names its product nad dependent epimerase dehydratase. NCBI's taxonomy places the organism in Eukaryota, Fungi, Ascomycota, Sordariomycetes, Glomerellales, Glomerellaceae. The record is from RefSeq and is a predicted model, not a curated record.
AUGGGCCAAGGACACUCGAGCCCCCAACCGGGCACAAAGUUCCGUGUCAUUGGUGCCGGCAUGUCUCGAACUGGCACCAAGACCUUUGCACAGGCCUUGACGACGCUCAUCGGACCCGUUCAUGAUGGCGGCGCCGAGGGGCUUGUAGGGACCCCAGAGGUGCGGAAGCGGUGGCUUGAGGUCAUGCAGCUGGCGGCCAAGGAGGACAAGACCCUUCCCGAGAAGAAGCGCUUAGAGUGGCUUUUGGCCGAACUCAUGGAGGGAUAUUCUGGGACGGUUGACGCUCCGUGUAUCUGGCUGGUACCGGAGCUGCUUGAGCUAUAUCCGGAUGCCAUCGUCAUCGCAACGACCAGAGACACCGAGUCCUGGUGGAAGAGCGCGCAGACGGUCUCCAGCCUCGUCGACUGGCCAUGGCUGCCUUUCUUUGCCCGGCCGCUGCCAGUGCUGAACUCGUUCGUCAAAUGGGGCCCUCUCGUUGAGAAGACGUGCAUCUCACGCCUAGGCGUCAAGGGCUUCCAGGGCCCCGAGGUACUCGAGAAGCACGAGGCUUACCUGCGCCGGGUGGUGCCCCCGGAACGGCUAUUCUUCUACCGGGUUCGCGACGGCUGGGGUCCUCUGUGUGAGAUGCUCAAGCUGCCAGUGCCCUCGCAGCCGUUUCCGCAUAACAACAAGCCCGAGGACGUCAAGAUGGUCCGCCGGGUCGUGGUUGCGGCCGGCUCGGUGGCAUGGGGAAUCCUCCUCGGCGGUGCCAUUGCUGGCACCUGGUGUGCGUGGAGGCUGGGGCUGACAUUGUUGAGCAAAGUGGAAAAUGGGGAACUGGGAUUCGGAAAGUUACUUUGGUGA